Musca vetustissima is the source of this 438-nucleotide messenger RNA. RefSeq names its product ras-like protein family member 10B. Gene Ontology annotation, molecular function: GTP binding; GTPase activity. The record is from RefSeq and is a predicted model, not a curated record. The transcript has 3 exons. The coding region runs from base 1 to 363 and encodes 120 amino acids. Lineage: Eukaryota; Metazoa; Arthropoda; Insecta; Diptera; Muscidae.
AUGGCAUCCAAAAAACAAAGGUUAACAAUAAAAAAUGUGUCUUUCUUCUCUUUUCAGUAUUGCAGAUCAAUGAGAGAUCAAAUUUUGGACAGUUUUUGUCAUCGUGACUUUAGUAUAAUUGUCGUUGGCAAUAAAUAUGAUAAAAUAAAUGAAACGCAGGCAAAUUCACAGGAACUUAAAGAUAUUUCAACCUUAGUACGGAAACAUUGGCGCUGUGGCUAUGUGGAAUGUUCCGCACAAUAUAACUACAAAAUCGGUGAUGUAUUUCGUGAACUAAUGGGUUGUACCAGUACGGGGGGCAGUGCCAUUGGCACAGAUUUCACACAAUCAAAUAGAAAUAAAGGACGUUGUACAAUACUCUAGCAAUGGCUGCAUAAGUUUUUUUAGUAACACAAUACAACAACAUCUACAGCAACAAUAUUUUGAGGUAAUCAACAA